GGAGAGAAACCCUAUGUAUGUAGGCAGUGUGAGAAAGCUUUCAGCACACGUACAUAUUGUCAAAUGCAUGAAAGACUUCACACUGGGGAGAAACCGUAUGUAUGUAAGCAAUGUGGGAAAGCUUUCAGCAGAAACACUCAUUGUGGAAGACAUGAAAGAACUCACACUGGGGAACCCUAUGUAUGUAAACAGUGUGGGAAGGCUUUUACCACACAUGCAUAUUGUAAAAUACAUGAAAGACUUCACACUGGGGAGAAACCCUAUAUAUGUAAACAGUGUGGGAAAGCUUUCAACAGGUACCGUGAUUGUAAAAUACAUGAAAGAACUCACACAGGGGAGAAACCCUAUGUUUGGAAGCAAUGUGAGAAAACUUUCACCACACGCAGUUCUUGUCAGAUACAUGAAAGACUUCACAAUGGGGAGAAACCGUAUAUAUGUAAACAAUGUGGGAAAGCUUUCAGCAGAAAUAGUCAUUGUCAAACACAUGAAAGAAUUCACACAGGGGAGAAACCCUAUAUAUGUAAGCAAUGUGGGAAAGCUUUCAACAGGUACCGUGAUUGUAAAAUACAUGAAAGAACUCACACAGGGGAGAAACCCUGUGUAUGCAAACACCGUGGAAAAGCUUUCACCACACAUGGGAAUUGUCAAAUUCAUGAAAAACUUCACAGUGGGGAGAAACCCUAUGUAUGUAAGCCAUGUGGAAAAGCUUUCAACAGGUAUAGUAGUUGUAAAAUACAUGAGAGAACUCACACAGGUGAGAAACCCUAUGUAUGUAAGCAAUGUGAGAAAGCUUUCUCCACACGCAGAUCUUGUCAAAUACAUGAAAGAAUUCACAAUGGGGAGAAAUACUAUGUAUGUAGGCAAUGUGGGAAAGCUUUCAGCAGGCACAGUAAAUGUAAAGUACAUGAAAAAAUUCAUUCUGGGGAUUAAUCCUAUGUAUGUAAGCAAUGUGCAAAUACUUUCGGCACACAUGAUGAUUUUCACAUACAUGAAAGAACUUACUGGGCAGAAAUACUAUAUAUAUAUAUGAGCAAUGUGGGAAAGAUGGCAGUCCAUACACAUUGUUAAAUACCUGAACAAAUCCUCACUGGGGAGAAAUGUUACAUGUGUAAGCUGAUUGUGAAAAUCCUGUGAAGUUUUCAUACAGUAGA
Molecule: messenger RNA, 1151 nt
Organism: Chinchilla lanigera (long-tailed chinchilla)
Lineage: Eukaryota; Metazoa; Chordata; Mammalia; Rodentia; Chinchillidae
Product: zinc finger protein 709-like
Source: RefSeq, a predicted model, not a curated record